CGAGCAGGUGGCAGUGGUUCAUUCUGCAGUGGCCAUAGCGAAAAUCUGUCUUCUCUGCAAAGUCCCGAGAGAUGCCAACUCUAUACAACAGAUGUGAUAGCUAUUCAGUUGAUUGGCUACUAAACGAAACAUCUAUUACCUGAGAAAGAAUCUGGACAAAAUAUGAGUUCCCCGCGGGGCCACCCUGUCCUGUAACCAAUGGCAACGUCGGUCCAGACCCUUCCUCUGACCCGCGACCCCAGCAAGACAUUCCGUGAUCCGUACUCAACCCCUACCCGGCCCACAGCCCUACUGGACCGGUGCAGUAUGGGUAGUGUAGGCAGCCUAGUUGAACGCCCGGACGCAUCCCCAGCUAAAGGCAGCCGGGCCGUGCCCCAGGUGGGACCCAGGCAGACCAACAGGUUAUUAAAGAAAAGCUUCAACCAGAGAGAGCUGCUCAACUACCUCAACAUCACCAGGAAAGAUGUUAAAGCGGAUAGCGGCCCAGGAAGCAGUAGGAAGGACAUCUUCUCCAGCAUGCAGUCCAUUAAUAGAGAGCAUGGACAUGAGGAGGAACACAUCAAGCUCUACCACAAAGACGGAACUGAGGUGGACGUGUCAAAGAACUCACUGCCCAUUAGAGGGAAAUAUGAGAAGUCUCGUCUCAGGCCGUCUGCCUUCAAGCCCAUCACACCUAAGAACUUCAGUUCGAUGCAGAACCUCUACCCUUCCAAGAUGGAGGACUCAGACCAGAACCUGUCCAACGGUCUCCACCGGGCCUAUGCACACACACCUAGAGCUGGCUCCACCUCCUCUUCCUCCUCCUCACCCUCCCGCCACGGAGGACCCACCUCCAGCGGAACCAAGGUGGUGGCGUCAGUGCGUGGUCUGAGUCAGGAGGAUGAGAACCUGUCAGACUCUGGUCAUAACUCUAUGAACAGUCUUCCUCCAUACAGAUCUCCCUUCAGACCACACCUGGCUCACAUCAGUGCCUCCAUGGGCCACAUCAACACCAUUGGCUCUCUGGACCGAGCAUCAAAGGUUGCGGGGUCGUCUGGGGUCGCCAUGGCGGAGAUGGCCAUGUCGUGUCGUAGCAUGGCAAUGCUCAGCCGUCUGGCGCCAUACGGAGGGGAGGCUCCGCCCCCUUACGAACUGUCGCUCUCCGUAGAGGAGGUGGUGCGUGAUCUGGAGGAGAGGCUGGUGGAGAAGGAACACGAGCUGAAACAGAUGAGGAGGAACCUGGAUGAGAGUGAAGGAGCCAUCGCACAGGUGUUUGAAGGUAAACAGCAUCUGUGGGAGAAGGAGUUGGAGGAGCUGAAGCAUCUGUACGCCGCCAAGCUGCGUCAGGUUUCCCAGCAUGCUCAGCAUUCCCAGCGUGCACUGCAGCUGCAGCUGUAUAAGGCCCAGCAGGAGAAGAACAGACUGCAGGAGGAACUGGAUGCUCUGAGGGGGGAUAGACAGAGAGAGGGUCAGGGGAGUCUGAAGGGAACCAGUCCUACUCUGGAGGAGACUCGGUGGCAGGUGUGUCAGAAGUCGGGUGAGAUCUCGUUGUUGAAGCAGCAGCUGCGUGACUCCCAGGCGGAGGUGACCUGCAAGCUGUCAGAGCUGUUCCAGCUGAAGACCCAGCUGAGGGAGUCCAGAGGAGAGCUGCAGAGCCAUGAUGGACAGAUAGACGCGCUGCAGACAGCCCUACAGGGGGCGCAACCACGACGACAGGGGAAAGUUGGAGCGGAGGAGAAUGGGACACUAGAGUCUCGAGGAUCAGGAGGGGCAUCAGGCCCUACAGAGGAGCGUCUGCGAGCAGAGCUGUUGUUAGAGCGUCGUCAGAGCGAGGCCCAGGCUACGGCCUUCGAGGAGGAGAGACAGACGUGGCAGACAGAGAAGGAGAAAGUGAUCCGCUACCAGAGAGAGCUGCAGGCCAGCUACCUGGACAUGUACCACCACAACAAACUACUGGAGAGAGAAGUAUACCAGCUCAGAGGAAGAGGAGGAGGAGGAGAGAGAGGAGGAGGAGGAACGCUGGAGAGGGAACUGCAAGAUGUGAGGGGAGGAAGAGGAGGAGAAGGAGGAGGACGAGAGAUGGGAGACUACAGUAACGAGUCACUGGAGAGGGAAGUGCAGGAGGUGAGGAGAGGAAGAGGAGGAGGAGAGGAGGACAGUAAACCUCCCCCUGGUCUUCCCUGGAUAGAGAGGAUAGAGUCGUCUGAGAUUUGACUGGGUGGGCACUAGAGGGAGGGCCCAUUCCAAACCAAACACUCGCCCCCUCUUCCUAUCUCCUUGAUGAAUACUCAGGCUUCUUACAGACUUGAAAGGUGUGGAGGGCCCAGUUCCAGUUCCAAUUCCAAAACAACUCUGCACUCCUAUACUCCUGUACCUGUAUGAACUAGACUGAAUAGUGUGCAUAUAUAAUCAGCAAUACAAUGAUACACCCUCUCUGGUACUGUUUAUUGGAGGUUCCACUUCCUACUUCCUGUUUCAAUCCACCAAUCAAUAACAACUUCCUGUUUCAGUCUACCAAUCAAUGACAGCGUAUUAGAGUCGAGAACACUGUACAUUCCUUCAAGCAUGACACUGACCAAACCUCACUUUAGAGGGCUGCUUCUAUGUACAAAGGAUGAUAAUAAUAAUAACCUAUUUUACUUAUUGAAAUGUUGUUCUGUGUGUAUAUAUUCAAACCAGUUCCAAUCCUCACAGCCGUUCUGUGGGCUAGUUGAAGUUCAAACGCUGACUGGGGUAAAGUAAGGGUACCCUAUACCCUGUAUAGUACACUACUUUUGAUUAGAUGCAACCUAGGACUGUGUCCAAAACGAUCUAAAGGGAUUUGGGUUUUGUCCCGGUGUGGUGAGGUACGGUCAUUGUCUCUGUGGUGGGUACAAUAGGCCUGAUGUAAAUCACAUGAAAUGUUCUCUUCAUUCAGGGAGCGUCCAGGGUGCUGGGCUCAGAGAGGAGAAAGCUGUACCACUGAGUUAAGUAGGAUUACUAGACCAUUAGAGGCCAACACACGGAUGCUAUUGCUCUGCCAUUUUUUAUGACCCUUUAAGACACCUGUAAUACUGUAGCAAUACUGGAUUGAGGAUGUUUUAUGGAAUGUAUAUUUAUUUUCAUGUGAUUCUAUUUUCUGUCCCCAAAUCACUAUAUUGUAAUCUGUAUAUAAUUGUAAUUUGGAAAUACUAAUGCUGCAGAAGCAUGUACUGUUUGAGUAAAGGACACUUUGGAAUCAAUAGCCAAAUACAGCCUAGUACUAAAGCUCUGGCCAUUAUUCUGCAUCCCAUUGGACUAAUUACUGAUAAUCUAUCGUUGCUGUUGGUAGCACAAGCAUUUCGCUACACCCGCAAUAACAUCUGCUAAACACAUGUAUGUGACAAAUACAAUUUGUUUUGAUUUGAUUUGGAGGGAAACCUAUCUCCUAAACAGAAGCUUUUCAGCAAAUGGAAAAAAAUUGCCAUAUUUACCCAUGAACAAACAAACAAUUACAAAACUUGAGAAAAUCUAUUUUGAAUAAAUUUCUUGGUCCUACAGUCAUUAAAUAUUUAGAGAGUACAUUGAGGGGAGUUACUGCUUUCAAUACAUUUAAAAUACAGUGGGGGAAAAAAGUAUUUAGUCAGCCACCAGUUGUGCAA
Molecule: messenger RNA, 3599 nt
Organism: Coregonus clupeaformis (lake whitefish)
Lineage: Eukaryota; Metazoa; Chordata; Actinopteri; Salmoniformes; Salmonidae
Product: NEDD4-binding protein 3-A
Exons: 10
Coding region: 199-2193 (664 amino acids)
Cellular component (GO): cytoplasmic vesicle
Source: RefSeq, a predicted model, not a curated record